Messenger RNA from Nyctereutes procyonoides (raccoon dog), 3787 nucleotides. RefSeq names its product purinergic receptor P2X 5 (gene P2RX5). The record is from RefSeq and is a predicted model, not a curated record. The transcript has 13 exons. NCBI's taxonomy places the organism in Eukaryota, Metazoa, Chordata, Mammalia, Carnivora, Canidae. Gene Ontology annotation, cellular component: nuclear inner membrane; plasma membrane. Gene Ontology annotation, molecular function: ATP binding; purinergic nucleotide receptor activity; extracellularly ATP-gated monoatomic cation channel activity. Bases 143 to 1495 code for a protein of 450 amino acids. Gene Ontology annotation, biological process: monoatomic cation transmembrane transport; response to ATP.
GCGCCGCGCGCGCCCGCCCGGCGCUCCUGCCCUUGGCGGACGCUGUGCCCAGGAGCCCGGGGCAGACGGCCGGCAGCGGCGAGAGCGGCUCCCAUGCGGCAGCCGCAGGGCGAGGGGCCGCAGGCGCAGGUGAGACAGCGACAUGGGGCAGGCGGGCUGCAAAGGGCUCUCCCAGGCGCUGUUCGACUACAAGACCGAGAAGUAUGUCAUCGCCAAGAACAAGAAGGUGGGCCUGCUCUACCGGCUGCUGCAGGUCUCCAUCCUGACCUACCUGGUGGUUUGGGUGUUCCUGGUAAAGAAGGGUUACCAAGACACUGACACCUCCCUGCAGAGCAGCAUUGUCACCAAAGUCAAAGGUGUGACCUUCACCAACACGACUGAGCUCGGGGAGCGGCUUUGGGAUGUUGCUGACUACGUCAUCCCACCCCAGGGAGAGAAUGUCUUCUUCGUAAUCACCAACUUGAUCGUGACCCCCAACCAGCGGCAGGAGACCUGUGCUGAGAGUGAAAGCAUUCCGGAUGCCUGGUGCUAUACGGACAGUGACUGCCCUCCUGGGGAGCCAGUUGUGGCUGGAAACGGAGUGAAGACUGGCCGCUGCCUGCGGGUGGGGAACAUGCAAAGGGGCACCUGUGAGAUCUUCGCUUGGUGCCCAGUGGAGACAAAGUCUAGGCCAGUGAAACCACUCCUGGGCAAGGCUGAAGACUUCACUGUUUACAUAAAGAAUUUCAUUCGUUUCCCCAAAUUCAACUUUUCCAAGACCAAUGUGCUGGACACCAAAGACAAAGCUUUCCUCAAAUCCUGUCAGUUUGGCCCCAAGAACCCCUACUGCCCUAUCUUCCGCCUGGGGUCCAUGGUCAGCUGGACGGGGAGUGACUUCCAGGAGAUAGCCCAGCAGGGUGGUGUGAUAGGAAUUCAGAUUGAAUGGGAUUGUGAUCUUGAUAAAGCUCCUUCUGAAUGCAACCCUCACUAUUCUUUUAGCCGUCUGGACAACACAUUUUCAGGAAACUCAAUCUCCUCUGGGUACAACUUCAGGUUUGCCAGAUAUUACCGAGAUGGAGCUGGAGUGGAGUUCCGCACGCUGAUGAAAGCCUAUGGGAUCCGCUUUGAUGUGAUGGUAAAUGGCAAGGCAGGGAAGUUCAGCAUCAUCCCCACAAUCAUCAACAUUGGCUCUGGGGUGGCGCUCAUGGGUGCUGGGGCUUUCUUCUGUGACCUGGUACUAAUCUACCUCAUCAAGAAGAGCCAGUUUUACCGAGACAAGAAGUACGAGGAAGUGAGAAUCCUACAGGUCCUCCCGGGGCUUGCAGAGUCCUCGCAGCAGGGUGGGAUCCCAGAGGCAGAGGAAGCGGAGCAUCCAGAGGCGCAGCCCAGAGGCAGUAGCCAGAAGGGGAACAGCUGCAGGUACCAACAGCAUCUGGAGCCCACCAGGUCUAGCCACCUGGGCAAUGGAAAAGUGCAUAUGGAGCAGCUACAGAACCUGCGGACAGCGGAGGCAUAGCCAGAGCUGCUGGUUGACAGCAGAUUUGGUGAAGAUGUUGGGGCAGAACAGCUUGUGGCUCUGAAGUAAAAAUUGUGUUUGCAUGGACAGGUGCUUCCAGGCACAGCCAUCUCUUCUGCACCUCAGGAUCCUGCUACGAGCUUUUUGUUGUGUGUGUUGUAUGUGUGGCGGGGAACCUGCUAGGGGCCAGAGUGGCUCAGAUCUAGAAGAGAAGGCUUUGGAGAAGCAAGUGGGGGAAGGCCAGAGGCCUGGGUGGUAUUCGAGUGUUUUCAUUUUUCUAAGAACCUAGUUGAUUCAUCACACAAUAAACAUUAUUUGCUGUGGGCUGUGCCCUAUCCAAGAGAUGCUUAAAUGAGAUGCUGACCUGGCCCUCAGGGACGGGAGCACACAUGGAAUUCCCUCCAGAGCCAAUAGACCUCACAGCCAGGCCCAGCUCCUCUGGCCUUCCUACAACCUCUAGCUGAGACUUCACAAAUUCCUGUUGAGAAUGGCGGCUCCUCAGAGAAAGACUUUAGCCAACAUCCAAGGGGGAUAUUUGGCUUUGCCCUCAGGGAUGAAAUUUAAAGGUGGCCAAGGAGGCAACCAGGAAAGGACUGGAUGUGCAAGGAGGCAGCUGGCCCUUGAGAGAGGCAGCCCCUGAGAACUUCCAGCUAAGGUGGGGAAGGGGAGGCACAGAGGCCUCUACUCCAGUCCACCCACCCACCCAGCCUCAGGAAGCUUUGAGCAUAGUGUCUCACCCAAAUGGGAGAUGAUCUGCCUGUGUCAUUUGUCUCUUGCCGUUCCAUGCGGCUGGGUGUCCCUACCUGGCUUCCCUCCCUCUCUCCGCAAAGCCUGGGUCUGAAGGGCUAAUGAGAUAUAAUAGGUGAUGCUCACUUGGCUGGUGGAAGCAGUUGUCAACAGGGAGGCCCAAACUGUCAGGGGGCCUGGCCCCUCACCCAGACUUUCCUACCCCCCCUUACUCUAUCCCACCCCACCCUGCAGAAUGGUGCUGCUUCCCCCCCUAGUGGCUGCAGAGCCUCACUACUUCACGUGUGGCCUGUGGACUGGCGAUAUGGGCAUCACCUGGGAACUUGUUGGAAAUGCAGUCGCUGCCCCAUCCAAAUCAGAACCUGUGUUUCAACAAGACUCCUAGGUGACUGUUGUGAACAUUGUUGUUUGAGAGCACUGGUUAAGGAGAUAAGCAAAGCCUGGCUCCAAGGAAGGAAGAGGCCAGCUUUUGUAGGUGCUGCCAAUUUCUAGGUCAGACAGAGCAAGAAGAUUCCACCCCACCACCACCCCCAGGAAAGGGGCAAGCUCAAUGUAUUUGAAUUAAAAUAUUUUGACUAGAUAAUUUAUGUUAAAAGAUUAUAGACAGUGAAAAGCUUCCUUCCCACCCGUUCAGAGGCAACUUGUGUUACCAAUUCCAAGAGGCUCUCCUGUUUUGCUGACAACCUACCGCGUUACUUGUGCCCUUACUCAGGAAAUGAAAAGUUCUUUUCCUGAUGUCUGCAACACCAGACCAAGUCUCCUGUCAGAAAGGGACACGGUGGAGUACACUUAGGUACUGGGCUGAGGGGGGGGGGGGGUCGUUCACUUCUCCCUCUCCCAGUAUCUGAGGAGUCCCUAUGUAAACCCAAGGGGAGAGACGUAGAACUCAUCACUCACCAUUGUCUGAUGGCUCAGUAGCCAAGGCUUGCGUGCUGCCUCUGGCCCAAAAAGACCCAGUGUUUGGUUUGCACAGACCCUGGCCUAAUGCCACCUACCUGGUAUGUUCCUAAUGAUUAAUUCCAUGCCUUGGGAGUGCCAUGAUGCUGGCCAAUGGGAUUUGUAAACUGAGUGCUAUCAAGGGGACCAGCCACGAAAGAGCUAAGUGCCCUCUACCCCUGUUGUAGGGGUCACCGGGACUAACUAGUCACGGCUGCCUUUGUGCCCCAACGCCUCAUCAGUUCUUCCUUUCUCAGUGCUGUAAAGGGGGAACAGGAUUUCCUCCAGGUGUCUGAGUACCCCAGCUAAGGACAACAGUGUCCUGCAGAGUCCCUAAAUCACCCCACUUGGAAUGGCAUCUUGCAUGUCUGAAAAAGGGCUCCACUUGAUUGCAGCCCACCCUCCUCCACCCAGAUGAUGCAGCUCCCCUCAAGAGCAUUUUCUCCAGGGACUCUUCAAAAGGCACACCUUUCUCCCAGCUGUUUGUUUCCCCUUAAGCCGAAGUGCACAGACUCAAAGGAGGAAAGAUGGCAACACUGUCUGGGACCUGCCUUAUAAAUGUAUUUUUAUUUGGCUAUAAAACAAUAAAAGGUUUUAACUUGAAAACUA